ACUGUUUCUAUAUUCGUUAUACAAACCUAGUAGCUCAAAGUUACGCCUUAGCAUUGAUUGGAAUGGCAGCUCCCCUGGGUUAGUCCGUAGCAUCAGUUCCUAAACUCGGGUUUUUUUUCUCCUUUAUAGUUCCCAUCUUUGUCUACCCUCCUACGAAACAACUUUCUUAUCCGAAAGCCUUGCGGUUUCCCCUCUGCAAAACGCAGAAGCGUCGUGGUCGUCAUCAUGUCGACCAGCCAAAGGACAUAUUCCACCUCCAUGCCGCUCUCACCACCUCCCCCUUCCGACCUGGGGAGCUAUUCCCGCUUCAUGCAUCAACACACCAAGCGACAGAUGGAGUCCAUCUCACAAUCGCCCCCAACGGCUUCGCAACACGGCCAGUCCUCGCCCACGGGUCUCCCAGACGGUGUGGCCGGCAGGAGUCGGAACCCCAAUCAAUACACCUAUCAUCAGUCCUGAAACUCUACCCCGGAUUUGCGUGUCGACCGUCGUCGAACCAUGAGCGGCAUCACGGCCGAGCUCGGCUGAACCCUGGGAGGGACCGAAGGAAAAAGGAACGAAAAAAAAAAAAAAAGACCAUACGGGUGCCCAGGUGAAGGUCUGCUGUGUAUGGAAACCCGAGGAGAGGUUUUUAAACCACGCGAGGGAGGACGGGCGGGCGCGACGGGACACACGGUGGAUUGAUGCUCCGAUAUCUAUAUCGUGAACCGGCGCUUCUAGGGUAUGGUCUGGCCGAUGUUGCAUCUUUUUUUGUUGUCUGGGGAGAUAUGGUGUUUUUGCAAGCACGGCGUUGAAGGGAAAGGCGGCUUGGGAAG
Molecule: messenger RNA, 815 nt
Organism: Thermothelomyces thermophilus ATCC 42464
Lineage: Eukaryota; Fungi; Ascomycota; Sordariomycetes; Sordariales; Chaetomiaceae
Exons: 1
Coding region: 226-459 (77 amino acids)
Source: RefSeq, a predicted model, not a curated record